Plasmopara halstedii is the source of this 687-nucleotide messenger RNA. RefSeq names its product RmlC-like jelly roll fold. The record is from RefSeq and is a predicted model, not a curated record. NCBI's taxonomy places the organism in Eukaryota, Oomycota, Peronosporomycetes, Peronosporales, Peronosporaceae. The coding region runs from base 1 to 687 and encodes 228 amino acids. The transcript has 4 exons.
AUGAUCACAAGAAGUCCGAGAUCGUCAAAACUAGAAAAGGCGACAAAGAAGUAUGUGAGUACCAACAGCUCAAAAGAGGAGAUGCAGUUCAGUAGCAUCGAGAAUGAGUACCACGGAGAGUCACCCAAGCGAGAGAGCGAUCCAAGCAUGACUAUCAUGCUGACAGUAGGCGAGAGCAGUAUUUUACGACUUCGUGCUCGAACACUGUUGAGGAUAUCAGAUAAUGUCAGUCUGAGUGAGCAUCCAAUUUACGAAAUUCCAGGAGUACAAACCAAAUUGAGACACAUUUUGCUCCUUCCCGAAUCUGCACGGUGUGAAGCUGAUUACAAGUUUCUAGACAAUUAUGUCCAGCGUGUCAAGUUCUUCCGAGAGCUUCCGUUUGAAGAUCGUUUAAAGUUUCUGAGGGCGGCAAAAGGCAUUGAGUUGGGAAAUGGAGAAGUCCUAUUUCGAAUCGGAGACCGCGCAGAUACAUUUUACUGCAUCAUGUUUGGCACUAUGAGUGUCGUCAUGGAUUUUUCGCGUAUGGCAGCACCCACACUGAAUGAGUUUGAGGAGAUUAUGAAUCGCGCUCGCGUACAAUCAAGCUUUCUAAAUCCUGGUGGGAGGCUAAAUUUGUCGCACGAUGCUACAUACGUCGUGCGGACCAUAACGAGUACGAGGUGUUUGGCGAUGUUGGCAUGUUGCUAG